This is a messenger RNA of Austrofundulus limnaeus, 3570 nucleotides long. It is a transcript of the gene khdrbs2, whose product is annotated as KH domain containing, RNA binding, signal transduction associated 2. The record is from RefSeq and is a predicted model, not a curated record. Lineage: Eukaryota; Metazoa; Chordata; Actinopteri; Cyprinodontiformes; Rivulidae. Gene Ontology annotation, biological process: regulation of alternative mRNA splicing, via spliceosome. Gene Ontology annotation, molecular function: mRNA binding; poly(A) binding. Gene Ontology annotation, cellular component: nucleus. The coding region runs from base 331 to 1359 and encodes 342 amino acids. The transcript is spliced from 9 exons.
CAGACCCUGGGAGGCUGACAGACUGGCGGCGCGCCGAGGAGAGGCAGCGGCGGAGGAGGAGGAGGAGAUGGACUCACACCUCUGAAUCACAGCUCACUUCUCCAGUCAGGUCCAGCAGGAAUCUGGGACGACUGGACUUUUCUGGCGGUGUUUUCAAAUUGAUUUAUUUGCUCAGAUAGGCCACGCCAAGACAGACGGCUCUGCAGCCAUCAGAGCGCAGGAGGAGAGCGAAGGUUUUAUUUUAUUAUUAUUGUUAGUUUUGUUUUCGGACGCUGCGCACUCCCGUCGUCUCACCUGCUCCGCGGGUGGAAGAGGCUCGCUGUGAUCAUUAUGCAUCCGGAGAAGUGCUUACCUGAGCUGGUGGCUGAGAAAAACAGCCUGGACCCGUCGUUUGUCCAUGCGCUCCGCCUGCUUGCAGAAGAGAUUGAGAAGCAUGAAGGCGAUGAAUUGAAAAAAGAUGGCGACACGAAGAAAUACCUAGAUAUUAUCAGCAAUAAAAAUAUCAAACUCUCGGAAAGAGUCCUUAUUCCAGUUCAACAGUAUCCAAAGUUUAACUUUGUAGGGAAGCUGCUGGGCCCACGGGGGAAUUCUAUGAAAAGAUUACAAGAGGAGACGGGAGUGAAGAUGUCCAUCCUUGGCAAAGGGUCCAUGAGGGAUAAAGAGAAGGAAGAAGAAUUACGAAAGAGCGGAGAGGCCAAAUAUGCCCAUCUGAGUAACGAUCUCCACGUUUUAAUUGAAGUCUUCGCUCCACCAGGAGAGGCCUAUUCCCGAAUGAGUCACGCCUUGGAGGAAAUUAAAAAAUUCCUUGUUCCAGACUACAACGAUGAGAUCAGACAAGAGCAGCUGAGAGAAUUYUCCCUGCUGAACGGUUCUGAUGAGUCGAGCCGAGGAAGGAGCUUACAGGGGAGGAGUCCCCGAGCAGCAACAACGAUAUCCACAAGAGGGCACAGAGGUGGUGGAAGGAGCGCCGCGGCACCUCGGGGGACAGCGACAGCAACACAUAGCAAACUUCCCGCCGCCGUUCUGACGAGGGACACAAAAGCUCCAAGGGCCAGGGGGGCGGCAGCGAAUGCCGGAUACAGACCCUCACUGCUAGCAGUCACACAUGAAUCAUACGACGACUAUGGUUAUGAUGAUGGAUACGGAGGAGAAUACGACGACGAGAAUUACGAAGCCUAUGAAGACGACUACAGCAGUCAGUCUAAGAGCCUUUCAGAGUAUUAUGAAUAUGGACACGGAACCAGUGAUGAAUCCUACAGCUAUGAGGAAGAGUGGACAAGCACCCGGCCCGGUCUCAAAGCUCCUACUUUACGGCUGACAAGAGGGGGCUACAGAAAACACCCUUAUGGUAGAUACUGAAGGUGCUCCAGAUUUGUGACCUGCAAUUCUCUUUAUAACUUUUUGUCUUCUGAAUUUUUCAUACAAUGCUGUAAUGUUCACUUUUUUGCUCAUCGGCUUAUAAAAAUGAUGGAGAAAAAAAAACGACCAUAAACUUUACUGUAUUAUUCUGAUGUGUUAAUUCAUACAAGACGGAGUCUUUUCUUUUGKACAUAAAAAUACCCAUGCGUAUAAAAGAAGGUUGUGCUUACAAUUAGCUGUUUAAAUAUCUUCUGUCCUCCCCCAAAACAGUGGUUUCAUAAUUUUAARAUUACUCUUCAGAUUUGUUCUCACAGGUCAUGUUUGUUGUUGUGACAGAUUGGUUUCCAUUUAUUGCCUUUAUGGCAGUGAUAAUUAUGGGUUCACAAGCCUACUCCUGCUCUCUGUGCCAGCUUUCUACACUCUGUCAUUGUGUAACUUGCUUGAAAAGCAGAGGUACCUUCUCCUCCCACGCUUUGGUACCCCCGUUCUGUUUYCUGUGCUUCCUGUGUCAGCAUCAUUAAAAUAGUCAGAAACGGGAGACAAAAAAACAGAAACUUCAUCARAUUUUUCAAGGAGGCUAUGAAAUAUCCCAUAAUGUUGUGACAGUUGUCAACAACGGCACAUUAUAGAAGCAAGGCUGCGAAAUGAGAAAUAAAAAAUAAUAAAUUUGAAAGAUAGUACAUGAAGCAGUAAUUGCUCCCUGAUGACACUGAAUGCAGCAUUGUUUGGACUUAGAGCACUGGUGCAACCUGCUUCACAGGAACAUGUCAUGAUAUCGGCUCUCAUUUAGACCCUUUUACACAAGUGUAGCUGUAGCAUUUUGGCUGUUUGUGUACAUGGAAAAAAAGUGCUAAUUUUCUCGAACACCGAAGCGUUUUGAAUCCAGGUUUCAGAGUGGAGGCUUUUGGAAACACCCAGCACCUGUGUCAAAUCACAAAUGCCCACUGCAGACGGCUGCAGUCAAUAGUUUUUCUGCGCUUGCGCAAGUAAAUGAACAAAAGUAGCUCCCAUUCAAGAUGACAGGAAGUGUACACAUUGGUUUCUGUUAAGAGAAAUUAGCUGUGACCACUCUUGCAACUUUAAAUGUAGCACCUGUAUUGAAAAAUUAGUGUGUGGGGGUUAACCAAAUGUUGUAAUCCCAUGAAUCUUAAUUGGAUAUAAGUCCUCAGUUUUAAAGGGAUGUAGCAAUAUAUUGAUAUAUCAAUAUAUUAAUUAAAACAUCACAUCCAUAUAUUGAUUGUAGACUUGUGAAUUGAAUUGAAUCAAAAUCAUUCUGAUAGAUUUUAUGAUAUCGAGAAACAUAUCAUUCAAACAAAUUGAUAUAAUAUUUUAAAGCUGCUGAUUAUCAUUAAACACUCUCAUUGCAGCCAAUGGCCACAUUUUAGCUCAUUAGUUUCUACUUUGACUUGUGUGAAACAGGCCUUUAGCUGAGAUUAUAUAAACUGGCCCACAAAUUCUAAUAACUAACUAAAACAAAGAGAGGAAACAAGUUUUUGUGAUGCUAAAUUAUUUUAAAAAAUCAUCUUUUUUAAUCUUUAGCCUCUUAGUUAAUUGAUUGAUMUGUCAUGAACCAGAACUACUUGGUUAUUGAGCUUAUUUGACUAAUAUUUUCCAUCAUAUUGCAGUGAUAAAAUUCAUCCUGAUUUCCAUCGAGGAUGUUUCUGCCUUUUGAAACAGUUUUGUGGAAAAUGUCUCUCUUAUAAACCAAUACUGAUCCGCAGACGCUCUGCUUUCUUAAUGAUUUCAGCUGUUGCUUGAUUUGCAAAAGCCAUUUCCAUGGUAACACACCUCCAGACAGCCACACUUUGCCCCGAACAGAAAUAACACGGUAGACUCCGUUAAACGCAACAAAUGGAAACCAAUCCUUGAAGGAUUUAAGACCUGAAUGUGUCGAGAUGAGCUACAAAUUUCUCUCAAAGAUGUUUAAUGUUCAGAACUCUUAAUUACACCUCGAGUUUUCCAAUAAAUGACUGCUCCAUAAAAGAUGACUCAUCCAGGGGAAAAAAGGAAGAAAAUUKUUUGGUAAAUUGUGAUUUUAGAUUUUAAAAAAUGAUGUGAGAUUGUGAUUGUGCAAAAAAUACAUUUUGCUUAUUUUGCUUGGGUUGAAAGCAGUCACUAAUUCACAGUAUGUAAUUUAUAAUAUGUGCCAUGUUCUGUCUGUAUUCUGUAUUUGUACAUAAAGCAUUUAAUAAAAACAUCAUAAACCUCAAA